Molecule: messenger RNA, 7325 nt
Organism: Pomacea canaliculata
Lineage: Eukaryota; Metazoa; Mollusca; Gastropoda; Architaenioglossa; Ampullariidae
Product: golgin subfamily A member 4-like
Exons: 19
Coding region: 114-6629 (2171 amino acids)
Biological process (GO): Golgi vesicle transport
Cellular component (GO): Golgi apparatus
Molecular function (GO): small GTPase binding
Source: RefSeq, a predicted model, not a curated record
AAGGAAAGGAUAUUCCACCAGAACUAGCAGAAAAGAUUCAGGCUAGCAAAGUAAAAGCGGAGACUGCUCUACAAGAUUCUACACCAAAGGCAGCAGGAGGAAACUUGGAGCAGAUGGAACUCCUAAAGGCCAAAAUUAAACGACAGGAAGAACUGUUACAAAAAUGCAAGGAGUCUAUUCGAAAUUACAAAGAAAAAGUUGUUCAGUUAGCUGCUGAAAAACAGGAACUCUUAGUUAAACUUGAGCAGAAGGGAGAUAACAGUAAUAGUAAUACCUCCCAGCUUGACUUAAGCAAACUCCAAGGACAGAUCAAGGAGGCAAGAACAGUUAUCCAGCAGCUUGAAUCGGAUCGAGAAAUUGCCAUUGCACAGGUCAAACAACAGGUCCAUGAGGAGAUGGAGAUCAAGGACAAAGAACUUUCUCAUGCUAGAAAUCGAACAGAAACCUUACAGCAAGAGAAUGCAUCCCUACAGGCUUCACUUCAAAAAAUGCAGGAAGAUAUUGAAGGUCUUAAAAAAACAAACUUUGAACAGCUAGAGAAGGCUCGGGAAAUCAUCAAGCAGCUGAAGGAGGAGAAGAAUCGAUUAGUGAAAGAGACGCAGGUCAGAGUUCAGCAGACAGAACAGGUCAUGGAGGAAGAAAAAGAAAAACUUGUACAAGAGUUGUCAAGGGGCAAAGCUGCAGCAGUGUCCUUGAUUCAGCAAGAGUCAGAGAAGCAGCUUGGAGAAAGGCUGUCAGCAGCUAUUGAGGAAAGAGAUAUCUUCUGGCAGGAAAAAAUGGCUGAGUUGGAAAGGUCCCAUGCUGAGCUGCUGGAAAGUAAGGAAAAAGAGCGAGAUCUUGCCGUCCGUACCAUACAAGAUGAACUGCAGCAGCGGUUAAAAGAGAAGGAAGAGGAAGUACACCUGGCCAUUGAAGAAAGGGAACUGCAAAAGAUGGCAGCAGUCUCAGGACUUGACCAGCAGAAGGAUGAUCUCCUGCAGAAGAUUGAGCUCCUCAACUCUGAGAAAAUUAAACUUACUAAUGAGCUAAGCAAGUUGCGUGAGGAUGCUAGCAUCAAAGAGAGCAGACUUCAACAAGAUGUGGAAGAGCUAAACAGUGCCCACAAUACAGCAGUUGAGAAACUGAAUUUGAAGCAUGCCAAGGAAAUUGAUGAGCUGCAUCAGCAUUCAGAACACUUGCUGCAGGUUCGGCUUGAGGCUGUGGUCCAAGCACAUACAGAACAGCUGCAAAGAGCUCAAGAUCAGCAUGAUGAAGCCUUGCAAAAAUCUAGUGCUGAACUUGAGUCUUACUACCAGAGUCAGCUGCAGUCUGUGAGACUGAGCAUGGAGCAGCUUUUGUCAGAAAAAAAAUCCCAAGUUGAAAACCUAGAAGGCACACUUUCAGAUCUCACCAGCAGGCUGGCACACACUAUUGAAGAUUUUGCACAGAAAGAGAAGGAAUUCUCAGAGAAGGUUGAUGCCUAUAAGGUACAAAUAACAGAGUUGCAGGCUACGCUAGAUGCCCAAACAGAGGGCAACAAGAAGCUGGAAAAAGAAAUGGCAAAUCUGCAGACAGAAUUUCUGGAGAGCAAAAGCUGCUUUGAAGAUCAGGUAACUGAGCUGAAGUCGCAGCUUGAAGUACAAGAAUUAUCCCUGAACGAAGUAGGAGUGGAAAACCAGAAACUUAAAGAGCAACUGAGCAUCCUGCAAGAGAGUAAUGCACAGCUCACAGACCAACUCACCAUCAGCCAAAGAGAGACUGGCACCACGUUACAAGAUUCAGAAGAUAAACAAUCAGAGUUGAAUCAGGCAGUUCAGGCCCUCCAGGCAUUCACAGAAGAGCUUGCUAAAAAUCUAAAAGCAAAGGAGGAAGAAGUGGUGGUUUUGAAACAACAAAUUGAUUCAGCCUUAGCAGAAAACAACCAAAGCAGGCAGGAGAUGCACACAAAAGAAGAAGCCAUCGUUUCAUUGCAUGAGCAGCUCAGCUACCUCAGGGAAGAAAGAGAGAAAUUAGAAGCUGAAUGGCAGCAGAAGGGAAGCAGUGCCAUUGAGAAAGAGAACAGAAUUGCAGAGCUAGAAGUCACAGUGCAAGAAUUACAAGCCUCCAUUUAUUCCAGCAAGCAACAGCUUGAUGAAGCACAAUCUUCUAAUGUCACCCUUCUUGAGAAAAAAGCUCUUUUGGAAGCCCAAAGUUUAGACCUAACUUCUCAGUUGCAAAAUGUGCAGACAGAGAGAGAUAUGCUCUUGAACGAAAAGGCUGAACUGGAGGCUCGUUUAACUGAGAAGGAGACUUGUAUACAGCAACUAAAGGACGGAUUUUCUCGCCUACAGGCCUGUCAGCAUGUAGUAGAAUCUGAAAAGACAAAUUUGGAGACAAAAUUGGAAGAACUGGAAAAGAUUGUUACAGACCUGAAGCAGGCCAAGCAGGACUUGAGCCAGAGGCUUCAGGAUGGUCAUGCACUGCUGGCCACACAGGCUGCUGCCGAGAAAGAGGAACUAGAUGCUCAGCUGCAAGAGCAAGACAUAAAGGUAUCAAAUAUGGAGAAGAAAUUAGCUUCCAAAGAUGAUGAAAUUCUGGCACUUCGCACUGUUAUUGAUGACAAUUCAGCCUUUAUUAAAGAACUGGAGACAAGACGAGAUGAACUUGAGAGAGAACUAAACAAAAAAAAUGCUCACAUUGAGGAAUUGGGCACUAAAUUCUCUCAAAGUCAAGAAAAAUACAAUCAGCUGAGGACAGAGGCAAAAACUAAGAUAAAAGACUUGAGAGAGGAAAAAGAACAACUUAUUGCACAACACAGCCAGCUAGUGUCCCAAAAAGUCCAAGAGAUGGAAGAUUUCUUAAAAGAAAGAGAUUCUAUUGCCUUUAAACUUUUAGCACAAGAAGAGGAGCAACGACGCUUAGAGGUAAGUUUCAAGGAGCAGUUUGAAGAGAGGCAAAUCAAGUACAAAGAAACACUGGCUAAAGUGAAGGCUCGAUUUGAGGAGAUCAUCAAACAAAAGGACAGUGACUUUGAGCAGAAAAUUCAGGAACUCAUGGCUCAGAAAGAGACCGGAGCAGAGGAUCUCGCCCGUAGCUUAGAGGAACUCAAGAAUAUCCAGCUUCAGGAGCUACAAAACAAGCACAGCAGAGAGAUGCAGGACAUCAUUCAGGAAUGGGAGAACAAACUGCAGGAAAAUGUGGCACUUCAAGAGAAGCACAACACUGAGCUUGUGGAAAAAGACAGCCUUGUCCAGAAUCUUCAAGAAGAGCUGAAACAUUCUUGUACAAGUCUAGAUCAAGAGCUCCAGGAGAAGAUCAGAGUAUUGCAUGAAAAAGAAUGCCUGUUGCAAGAGACCCAACAGAAGCUGCUGGAAGUGAUGGAGACACACCAGCAAGAGCAGCAUGAAAAGGCCCUUGAGGUCCAUGAAUAUAAAGAGCUGUGUUCUCGAUUACAGAUGGAGCAUGCCUCCAUGGAAGAGAUGCUGAAGGCUGUCAAUGAAUUAGCUCUCAGCAAGGAUGAACAGAUCAGCUCUCUCACUACCCAGCUUUCGGAUGCUUCACAUUCUUCAUCUAGUCAACUGAAACAACUGCAGACUGUGAUGGAAACAAAUUCUACAAGUUUGAAACAGCUAGAGGCAGAGUUGGAAGCAGUGAGAAUGAGCAAAGAGACUGAGUUGGCUGAAGUUCAUCAGCAGUACAAUUUGAAAAUAAGAGACAUCCUGAGCAAGAGUGAAACUAAUGACAAAGAAUUGCAGCUCCAUUUGAAAGAACUUAAUGAAAAGCUUACAGCCACAGAGGAACGGCUACAAGAUUGCAUCCAGAGUUAUGACAUCCAGAUUGAUGACUACCGGCGAAAGAUAGAGCAGAUAGAAUCUUCAAAACAAGAAGAGAUUACCAUUCUACAGCAGCAGGUACAAGAUGCACAAGCAAAGACUGAUGCCUUGUCGGCAGAGCUGCAGAAGGUUUGUGAGGGAGAGGGAGUGCUUCAAAAGCAGAUGCAAGAGCACCAGGCAGCCCUGGCUGCACAGGAUCAGGCAUGGCAGGAGAAGAACAAAGAGUUGAAGUUAAAGUACUUGGCUAACUUGAAGGAGCUCAGCUCACAAGGGGUCGAUGAACUUAAGAAGCUGCAGGAAGAACUUGAACAGGAAAAGCAUGAAAAGGAGGCAGUGUCUAAUGAGCUUACCAGAGCCAAUACUCGCUUGUUGCAGCUUGAAGAGUCCAGUGGCUUGUCUCAUGAAACCAUAACUGACCUAGAGAAAACAGUCAAAGAACAGCAGAUAACUAUUGCAGAGAAAGAUAGUGACAUAGAGCAACUCAAGCAGGAAUACCAAGAUGCUCUUAAACAUCUCAAACAGGACCUGUCCAACAAGGAUUCAGAACUGGAAAAAGUGAGGUUUGAUUCUGAAGAGUCUGAAAAAGUAUGCUCUCAGCUGAAGGAAAACAUAGAAUGGCUAAACCAGAGGCUGAAAGAAAUUUCAGCAGAAAAAGACACUUUCCAGAGUGAUAAAGAUACUGUGAUAGAAAGUCAGAAACAGGCCUUGGUGCAGGUAGAAGCACGCAUCUUGCAGCAACAGGCAGAAGUGGAGCAAUGGCAGAAGAAGGCUGCAGAGUUGGAAGAACAGCUUUCAGAGGUCCGGCAGCUGUUCAAGCAAACCCAAACCUCUCAGCAGGAAGAGCUGGAUGAACUGAACCAGAAGUUGGAUGCUUCUGAAGUAGAGAAAAAAGAACUGACUGUGACAGUCCAGGUACUGCAAGGGGCCCAUCGGGAGCUGGAGGUGAAGUUACAGCAAGCCAGUGAAGACUGCACUAACUUGAAACAGUCCUCAGAAAUGAAGAGAGAAAUUGAGGAGAAACUGAGUGAAGUGCUACGUGAGAGUCAGACUGUGAAACAGGAUUAUGAGGCCCGCAUUAAGCUUUUGCAUUCUGAGCAUGCUGCAGUGUUAGAGGAGCUGACAAACAAGUAUGAGAGCGAGAACAACAGCAAAGUGUCUGAUUACAAGAAACGGGCGGAAGUGUACAUUGCUCAGGUAAAAAAACAGCUUCUUAGUGAAAAGGAAGUGGCUGUAAAUGAACAGCUUGCUAUAAUAUCCAAGUUAAACAAUGAAGUUGCUGCUCUUAGGUUACAUGUUGGUGAAUUGACAGCAGCCCAAGAAGUGACAAUGUCUAACUGUGACAGCAAACUUAAAGAACAGUCAGCACAACAUGAAGAAAUGCUGUUGAAAAAUCAGUCUGUGAUACAUGAACAAUCUGUGAAGAUUUCUCAGCUAGAAAACCAAGUGUCUGAACUGUUCCUCCAGGUGGAUAAUUCUAGGGCUGAACAGUUGUCAGCUCAAGAGAAGCUUCGGGAAGUGGAACUCUCGCAUCAGAUCUCGACAGCAGAAACUUUGAAACUGCUAGAAGAGACACGUAGCCAGAGGGAUUUUUAUCAGAAGGAUCUCGAGAGGCUGAAAUGUGACAAAGAUGAUGAGCUUGACACUAUAGAACAACAGAGGGACACAAUGUACAAACAACUGACCAUGACAUAUGAACAGAAGCUGAAGGAGCAGGAGGAAGAACAUAUGUCCAAAGUAAAGCAGCUUGCCAAAGACCUCAACAGGCAGCUCUUGGACAAGGAGCGGGAGUUUGAAGAAACUCUGCAAGAAGCAAUUGAAAAGAGCGAACGGGGUGAGGCAGAUUUGCUGCAAGAACAUCAAGAAGAGAUCAAGGACUUGAGGAAAAUGCUGAAAGAGAAGGAAGUUUUGCUGGAAGAAUUACAGAAAGAGUAUCAGGCAAAAAUGGAGGAACAAGCCAAAAAUUUAACAGAAUCUAUAACCAGCCUGCAGAAUGAGCUGUCAACUAUAACCCAGCAUCACCAAUUGGAGCUAUGGGAACAGCAAGAGCGUUUGAAAGUCCAAAGUCAGCGUGCUCUGCAGUCACGCAGCACAGCACAUCAAGAGGAGGUUACUGCACUCAUGAAGGAGUGGAAUCAAGAACGAAAGUCUGCCGUGCCCAUUGCUGAGUCGUAUGCUCCUGGUGGUGCCAUCUCAGAGGAACUUGUUCAGCAAAAUCAGACAGCACUGAUGGCUGUGCAAGGAGGCUCAAGCAGUGAGGAGAUUCUGCGACAACAGGUUGUCAAACUGACCAGGCAGCUGGAAGAUUUAAAGGAAAAACACAAGUUAGAGAUAGCAGAAAUGCAUAGCAACAUGGAACUGGCAAAAGGUGUUGUACGCCCCCUUGUAGCAGAGUAUACACCUAGAACAUUUGAUCCAGACGAUCCCAACCUUUUUUCAGAAUUACAGAACUUAGAGCUGAAUAAUAUGGACUUGCAGGCUCAGUUGCGCCAUUUGAAUGCAGAAUUGGCACAAAGCAGACUUAGGGAAAAGGACAUGCAACAACGUAUGGAUGUGUUUGAACAUCGCUUACGAUAUGGACACAGAGAGGAUGACACUCCACCCUUAAGUUUGGAUGGUUCUCUUUUGUCUCAUGAAGACUCCUCACUUUUGAGGGAAGCCACAGAAUUUGAAUAUUUGAAGAACAUCCUUUAUGAAUAUAUGAUGGGCAAGGAAACAAAGACACUGACCAAAGUUAUUGCAACAGUGGUGCGAUUCUCAGAUGAACAGACAAGGAAUGUUCUGGACAAAGCUGAGUCACGAUCGGUACGCUUUCGACAUCGUUUCAUUCGCAAACCUUGAUGAUUGCCUUUUGCAGUCUUGUUCCUGCUAUUUAAAGAAAGGCAUUUUCUUUCUUGUGAAAUUGCAUUAAACUCUGUCGGACUUGCUUAAUGUCUUUGCUUCAUAUCAUGAACAUGUACUACCUUAGAACUUCAGAAAGCAAAAUAAUUUACACUUGGUAGGUUCUCAAAAAAAAAGCUAGACAUAUAAAAGGCAGAUCUUACAGCCAUGUCACAUUUACUGUUGCAACGGAGUGUUUUCAAGAGGCAAGUAAAAUAUUUUCACGUUGUUAAUAAAAUAGCAUUUCUAAAAAUGCUACCUGGUGUAUUCCAGUCUUUAUGGUUAAAAUGCAGUUUCUAAAUUUUGUAAUACCCUUUGCACCACCUCCAAUUGUACAUGGUUUUUUGCCUUGGGUUUUAAAAGCAUGAGGUAUGCAGAAGACACUAUUCUAGAAAUAAGGAAUUCACACUUAGCUUGAGACCAUUUUGUUCAGCUAUUCAGUUGGCUUCAGCUAUUAAUAAUUAUUUCAUCUGCAGUACUUGUGAUUAUAAGAAACGAAAGAGUCCUGUACACACCACCUCCUCUCAAUUCCUCUUACCCAUCCCAUCCCUGCUCAAAAAAGAUCAUACAAAAACACACAUGCAUAAAGAAAUUAGUUAAGUAGAUGUAUAAUGUUGAAUGGUGUCAGUCUUUUUAUUUUUAAAUGUUUUUUGACUC